Molecule: messenger RNA, 3380 nt
Organism: Alligator sinensis (Chinese alligator)
Lineage: Eukaryota; Metazoa; Chordata; Crocodylia; Alligatoridae
Gene: VIL1
Product: villin 1
Exons: 15
Coding region: 1060-3231 (723 amino acids)
Biological process (GO): actin filament severing; actin polymerization or depolymerization; barbed-end actin filament capping
Cellular component (GO): actin cytoskeleton; cytoplasm
Molecular function (GO): actin filament binding; phosphatidylinositol-4,5-bisphosphate binding
Source: RefSeq, a predicted model, not a curated record
CCAAGAACCCAGGCGUCCCGGCUGUAACCACUGGGCUCCCUGGUCUCUCUGAGCUGGGAGAGAAACCAGGCGGCGGGCUGUGGCCCCACCCUGUCCCGCCACAGUGGGGUGCUGCACGCUGCAGCUGGGGAAACCGAGGCACAGGGACACAGAAAAGGGACCCAGGCGUCCUGUUGGGGGCUCACCCCCCCUUCCAGCCCCCUGCACAGCCAGGGGCAGAACCCGCGGGGGGGGGCAGUCCAAACAGCCCCUUCCCUGGGGCCUUGGCCUACUGCUACCUCCCCACCCCCCUGCAGCUUUGGCAGCUGCUUCCUCACUAAUGAGCGCUGCCCUAAUUGCUGGAAGCUCAUUAGUGCAGGGGGAGUGGGCGCUGUGCAGUGGGGCAGGGAUAAUGCCUCCCCCCACCCACCCCAGGCAGUGCCCGGCUGCAGCCGCCAGUGCCCGGGCACCACGUCUGCGCCAGGUGAGGUUUGGGAGAGUGCUGGGGGGGCAUGGCCCAGCUGGUUGGGGCAGGAUGGGGGGGCGGAUCCAGCCCCCCACCCCAGGGGGCUGGCCAUGCUGCUGCAUCCAGAGCUGCUUGGGUGCUGGGGGGGGCACACUCGGGAGCACUGAAGACCUGGGACACGUGUAUGUGUGCUUGGGUAGGCAUACAUGCGCAUGCGCACGUGUGUGUGCACGCGAAUGGGCAGGCAUGUGUGUGCCUGUGCCUGCGUGGGUGCCCGUGCCCACAUGCCCGUGUGUGAGAGCAUGUGUGCGCAUGUGCACGUGGGUGCCGGCAUGUGAACGUGCAGCUCCGAGCUGGCACCUGGCGGAUCCUGCCUGGAGCAGGGCACUGGGACUCCCCCAGACUUUGGAGCCGUGGGCAAGCAGCGCUGGCACUGCCCUGACACGGCAGCCCUGAUAAGACGAGGGCAGAGGCUGGGGCUGCUGGGAGAUAAGGGGAAACUGAGGCUGCGUGCCGUGCCGGGGGUGCUGUGCAGCCCUCAACAGGGGCAAGAGCUUGGCCUUGGAGCCCGCAGCCGCCCUUGCUAUUUGGAGGCGCUUUCCUAGGGUUUAGCCAUGGCCGGUACCCUGUGGCCUCGCCACACGGUAAUUACAUGCAAAUGUUACUGGCAUCGCCAGGGCGUGGACAGAGCCCGGACUCGGGCAUCCCCCAGAGCCUGCCCGUCUGUGCUGCAGGCGGUGCCAGGGGCGGGUGGGGCCGGGAGGUGGGGGGAGCAAAGGUUGUGCCUCGCACGAGUGUCUAGUGCACGACUGUGCCCGUCUCUGCGUGGCACCCGCGACUGCACAGCUGCACUCAGCCAGGCCCCGUGCCCCCCGCCGCCCCCCACCAUGGUGCAGCUGGACCCCAAGGUCACCCGCACCCUCGGCAAGACCAAGCCGGGCCUGCAGAUCUGGAGGAUUGAGGUGGGGUCUCGGGGGGUUAGGGUGGGGGUCUGGCCUUGCUGCCUGUGCUGGGACCAGGGUUUAACCCGCGGCCCGUGUGUGUCUCAGGUGGAGCUGAGCUGGAAGAGCUUCAACCUGGGCGACGUCUUCCUCCUCGACCUGGGCCAAGUCCUCGUGCAGUGGAACGGGCCCCAGAGCAACCGCGUGUCCGACGCCGAAGGGAACCUCCUGGUGCAGGAAGUCGCCGUCCGGCCCCUGACCCAAGACAUGCUGAGCCAUGACGACUGCUACAUCCUGGACCAGGGCGGCAGCAGGAUCUUCGUGUGGAAGGGGAAGAACGCCAGCCAGCAGGAGCGGGAGCAGGCCAUAAGCAGGGCCCUGGGCUUCCUCAAGGCCAAGGGCUACCCAGAGACCACAUCCGUGGAGAUACAGAACGAUGGGGCCGAGUCGCCCGUCUUCAAGCAGCUUUUCCAGGGCUGGACAGAGCACCAGCAGAGCCGUGGCCUGGGCCAGACCCACACCCGCGGCACCGUGGCCAAGGUGGAGCAGGUGAAGUUCGACGCCAUGACACUGCACGCCCAGCCCCAGGUGGCCGCGCGGACCCGCAUGGUGGACGACGGCUCCGGCGAGGUCCAGGUAGGCACCGUGGGGGUCGGCUGGGGGUGCGGGGAGCCCUGCGGGGGCCUCACCCCAUGCCCGGCCCCCGGCCGCCACGCCAGCCAGGACGAGCUGGCCGCCUCGGCCUACCAGGCGGUGAUCCUGGACCAGGAGUACGGGGGGGAGCCCGUGCAAGUGCGCGUGCCCAUGGGCAAGGAGCCCCUGCACCUGCUGGCCGUCUUCAAGGGCAAGAUGGUCGUGUACGCCGGCGGCACCUCCCGGGCCGGAGCCACGGAGGCGGCGGCAGCCACGCGGCUCUUCCAUGUGCACGGCGCCAACGAGACCAGCACGAAAGCCAUCGAGGUGCCCGCUCGCGCCGCUGCCCUCAACUCCAACGACGUCUUCGUGCUCAAGACCCCAGCCUGCUGCUACCUCUGGUACGGCAAGGGCUGCAGCGGGGACGAGCGGGAGAUGGGCAAGAUGGUGACCGACCUCAUCACCAAGACGGAGAAGCUGGUGGUGGCCGAAGGGCAGGAGCCCCCCGCGUUCUGGGCCGCGCUGGGCGGGAAAGCCCCCUACGCCAGCAGCAAGAGGUUGCAGGAGGAGACACCGUCCGUCACCCCCCGCCUCUUUGAGUGCUCCAACCAGACGGGCACCUUCGUGGCCACGGAGAUCAUGGACUUCAACCAGGAUGACCUGGAGGAGGACGACGUCUUCCUGCUGGACACCUGGGACCAGGUUUUCUUCUGGAUCGGGAAGGAGGCGAACGUGAGCGAGCAGGAGGCGGCGGCGGUGAUGGCCCAGGAGUACCUGAGCUCCCACCCCAGUGGGCGCGACCCCCGGACCCCCAUCGUGGUGGUGAGGCAGGGCCACGAGCCCCCCACCUUCACCGGCUGGUUCCUGGCCUGGGACCCCCUCAAGUGGCAGGACAAGAAGUCGUAUGAGGAGCUGAGGGCUGAGCUUCAAGACAACAAAAACUUUAGCCUUGUCACAGCGGGGCUCACGGGAAAGCAGGAGGUUUUCACGACCAAUACCACGCUGAACUCGGGGACCCUGCAGACCUUCCCCCUGGAGGACCUGCGGAACAAGGCCGCGGAGCAUCUGCCCCGGGGAGUGGACCCCAGCAGGAAGGAGGAGCACCUGAGUGACCAGGACUUCCAGGCCGUGUUCGGGAUGUCCCGGGGCGCCUUCGCCGCGCUGCCGCCCUGGAAGAGGCAGAUGCUCAAGAAGGAUAAGGGGCUCUUCUGAGGCGGUGCCAGCCCCUGACUGCUUGGGGACACCGGCGUGGGGGGGCUCUGUCCCAUGCCCCCCCAUGGCCCUCAGGGUGGCCACCACCUCGCCCAGGUGCCACCCAAUAAAUCCAGCGCACAGAGCACGGCCUCCGCCUCCUCGCUCCU